GUGCGGACCGGUUGUUCCUAGUGCGUGUCGGGUUCUAUAUAUAUUUAUAUAUAAAUAAAGUGCGAUAAGCGAGUGCAAUUUGGCGACCUGUGGAUCGUUCGCUAUAAGUGAUUUCAUUAAGCGAAAUCCAGUUAAUUACAACAGGCUGUUAUCAGCAAACAAACAAAAGUACAAGUAAAACAGUUAGAAGAAGCUCGGAAAAAACGCACCGAAAAUGACCUGGGGAUUUGUGACCUGUGGCCCCAACGAGGCCUUGGUUGUCUCCGGAUGCUGCUACAUGAAGCCGCUCUUGGUGCCCGGAGGCCGGGCCUUUGUAUGGCCUUCCAUCCAGCAAGUGCAGCGAAUUUCGCUCAACACCAUGACCCUACAGGUGGAGAGUCCUUGUGUGUACACCAGCCAGGGUGUUCCCAUUUCCGUGACCGGCAUCGCUCAGGUCAAGGUUCAGGGCCAGAACGAGGACAUGCUGCUGACCGCCUGUGAACAGUUUCUGGGCAAGACGGAGGCGGAGAUCAACCACAUUGCCCUGGUUACGCUCGAGGGACACCAGCGCGCCAUCAUGGGUUCGAUGACCGUCGAGGAGAUCUACAAGGACCGCAAGAAGUUCAGCAAGCAGGUGUUCGAGGUGGCCUCCAGUGAUCUGGCCAAUAUGGGUAUUACGGUCGUAUCCUAUACCAUCAAGGAUCUGCGCGAUGAGGAGGGCGACUCAAAGGGCUAUCUCAAGUCUCUGGGCAUGGCUCGCACGGCGGAGGUGAAGCGAGAUGCCCGCAUUGGCGAGGCUGAGGCCCGUGCCGAGGCACACAUCAAGGAGGCCAUUGCCGAGGAGCAGCGCAUGGCCGCCAGGUUCCUCAACGACACCGACAUAGCCAAGGCCCAGCGAGACUUUGAGCUGAAGAAGGCCGCCUACGACGUGGAGGUACAAACCAAAAAGGCCGAGGCAGAGAUGGCAUACGAGCUGCAGGCCGCCAAGACCAAGCAGCGCAUCAAGGAGGAGCAGAUGCAGGUCAAGGUGAUUGAGCGCACCCAGGAGAUUGCCGUGCAGGAGCAAGAAAUCCAGCGUCGCGAGCGGGAGCUAGAGGCCACUGUCCGUCGUCCCGCCGAGGCCGAGAAGUUCCGUCUGGAGAAGUUGGCGGAGGCCAACAAGCAACGUGUUGUCAUGGAAGCCGAGGCCGAAGCUGAAUCUAUCAAGAUCCGCGGCGAGGCCGAGGCUUUUGCCAUUUCGGCCAAGGCCAAGGCCGAGGCCGAGCAAAUGGCCCAGAAGGCAGAGGCCUGGCGUGAGUACCGCGAGGCUGCAAUGGUGGAGAUGCUGCUGGACACGUUGCCCAAGGUGGCAGCCGAGGUUGCUGCUCCGCUGUCGCAGGCCAAGAAGAUUACGAUGGUGUCCAGCGGACAGGGCGAGAUUGGUGCCGCCAAGCUGACCGGCGAGAUCUUGCAGAUCGUCAACAAAGUGCCAGAGCUGGUCAAGAACAUUACCGGCGUGGACAUUGCUCGGUCUGUGCAUGCUGGCUAAAAAAAGAACCAAAAACGAACAAGAAAAUCCAAAACAAACACAAUUAUAUACUCUCCAAAACAAAAGAAAAACAAAAUGCAAAAACAAACGCAAUCUUGAACGAUCGAAUACUUCAAAACAAUUGAAAUCGAACGCAUUUAACAUUUGUUUACAUAUUUAAUAUCCUUUAUAUAUUUAUGAAUCUUUGUGCUAACCAAACAAAUUUUGCAACAUGUUUUACAAACACACACACAAACAGAGAGAGAGAGGAGCAAAGAUAUUUUGUAUUCAAUGUAUAUGUAUUUAUAUAAGCGUAUUGCACAAAGCGUGGAAUAAAGAUUCUUCCUUGAAUCAGUG
Molecule: messenger RNA, 1843 nt
Organism: Drosophila serrata
Lineage: Eukaryota; Metazoa; Arthropoda; Insecta; Diptera; Drosophilidae
Gene: Flo1
Product: flotillin-1
Biological process (GO): regulation of receptor internalization; protein kinase C signaling; positive regulation of cell junction assembly
Cellular component (GO): flotillin complex; plasma membrane; cytoplasmic vesicle
Molecular function (GO): protease binding
Source: RefSeq, a predicted model, not a curated record